Molecule: messenger RNA, 1398 nt
Organism: Gasterosteus aculeatus aculeatus (three-spined stickleback)
Lineage: Eukaryota; Metazoa; Chordata; Actinopteri; Perciformes; Gasterosteidae
Gene: nup35
Product: nucleoporin 35
Biological process (GO): nuclear pore organization; NLS-bearing protein import into nucleus
Cellular component (GO): nuclear pore nuclear basket; nuclear membrane; nuclear pore central transport channel
Molecular function (GO): phospholipid binding; nucleic acid binding; structural constituent of nuclear pore
Source: RefSeq, a predicted model, not a curated record
UCUGACUCUGUCUAAAUGCGCCAGAAGUUACGCAGGUCGGCCUCUGUGCUGUAAUUCCCAGUCAGCAUUCACCAGUAGCUCUGAGCAACACAAACAAACUGCUUGCGGACUGAGUGUCCGAUUGUAAACCACUCGGUUGUAUCUAAUUGGAAGCUACCAUUUUUAUAUUCAGGUUCACUCAAGUUGACUUUUCAAUAGCAGUCAUUGUGACAAAUCCGUUAGCUUUGCUAGCCGCGUGAGCUAGCCGGCCAUUCCCUUUCUCCUGGCGUCACUUCCUACGUUUGAAAAUCGCGGCCAGAAAGUAACGAAGCAGAGAUGGAGCUACAAGUGGGAACUGAACCGAUGGCCCUGGGCUCCCCCACCUCUCCAAAGUCCACCCCUGGUGCUCAGUUUCUGCCCGGCUUCCUAAUGGGCGACCUGCCAGCUCCAGCUAGCCCCCAGCCCCGCCCCUUCAGCCUGGGCACGCCCCUUAUGGACAGCACAGGUACACCCCGAGGGGGUGGGUCGGCACCGCAGCCCGUGGUCCCCACCCCCAAAGAUAAGAGCGGAGCCCCACCUGUUCGGAGCAUUCAUGACGAGCUGGUUACCAUGACGACGCCCCUCAGCUCACACAGACAGUCUUUUCCAGUAAUGCAGUCUCCUUUGUCCACACGAGGGGCAUCAACUCCAGGUGUGCAACAGCUGUGCAUGUCGCCGGCUCAGGUGGAUCCUUUCUACAGUCAGGGAGAGUCUUUGUCGUCUGAGGAUCAGCUGGACCAGACUUGGGUCACAGUGUUUGGUUUUCCUCCAGCCUCAGCCUCAUACAUCCUGCUGCAGUUUGCACAGUACGGGAACAUCCUCAAACACACGAUGGCGUCUCCUGGCAACUGGAUGCACCUUCAGUAUCAGUCCAGACUUCAGGCCAGGAAAGCUCUGUCUAAAGAUGGGAAGGUGUUUGGUGACGCCAUCAUGGUGGGAGUCAAACCCUGCAUAGACAAGAGUGUGAUGGACGGCUGCGUAGCCGUCUCGUCUCCCAUGCGCUCCUCCUUCUCCUCCUCUGUCCUCCCCUCCACCCCUCGCUCCGCCAUCAGACCCCUCAGCGCCGCUUACAGGAGCUCCUGCAGCGACUACCAGGUGGUAGCAGACAGACAGACGCCAAGAAAGGACGACAGUUUGGUUUCCAAAGCGAUGGAGUACAUGUUCGGCUGGUGACAUUUUGCAAUGCAUCAUGGGAUAUCUGCAGCCUCGAAGGAGAACGUGGAAUCAAUGGAGCGAUGGAUGAACUGAUUCACUACCCUGAGCGUGCGUGAGAGAGAGCCUGAGAGUGUGUCUGCAGAGGUUGAGAAUCUUUUUGUCUUUUUAUAAUCGGUAUUUUUAAAUGUUUUGUCUCAAUAAAGUUUUUCUCUGGUUUGAAGUAAA